This is a messenger RNA of Rhododendron vialii, 1570 nucleotides long. Its product is annotated as probable choline kinase 1. The transcript has 8 exons. The record is from RefSeq and is a predicted model, not a curated record. Gene Ontology annotation, cellular component: cytoplasm. Gene Ontology annotation, molecular function: ethanolamine kinase activity; choline kinase activity. The coding region runs from base 347 to 1390 and encodes 347 amino acids. NCBI's taxonomy places the organism in Eukaryota, Viridiplantae, Streptophyta, Magnoliopsida, Ericales, Ericaceae. Gene Ontology annotation, biological process: phosphatidylethanolamine biosynthetic process; phosphatidylcholine biosynthetic process.
GUAGUAGCGUAGUACGCGCUUCUAUGCGUGUGGUCACGGUGUUCUAAUAGAGAAUACACAGAAUCAAACUUUCGCUGUGAUAUUUUAAUGCAGAAGAGGGAAAAGCCCGUUCUUGACUUCCUCCUCAUUGUUUACCCAUAAUCAACUAUAUAUACCAACUACCAAGACUAACUUGUCCUUUGAAUUGGCCAAUUGGAAGUUUCAAUUCCGAACCACACUUGAUUUCAAAUCUGGGUUUAUUAAUCAAAAGGUCCAAAACCCACCAAGGCGAAUAUAGAUUCUUCGGCAACAUUCUUGGUUAGCACAGCCCUCUUGGUUUUCGGUUGAAGCACCUUUGUACCAUAUCAUGGCGGUUAAGACCAAUGGGUUUGUUGUGCCUGAAGAACUGAUGAAGCUACUGUUAUCUCUGGCUUCAAGUUGGGGGGAUUUGAUUGAUACAAACAUGUUAAAAGUGGUACACUUAAAUGGAGCGAUGACUAAUGAAGUUUACAGGAUAAGCUGGCCUACAAAGACAGAUAAUGAUACAACUACUAGGACAGUUUUAGUUCGGAUUUACGGUGAAGGAGCAGAGCUUUUCUUUAACCGGGAGGAGGAAAUUCGGACUUUUGAGUGCAUAUCGAAGCAUGGCCAGGGGCCUCGGCUUCUUGGCCUGUUCCCAGAAGGGCGAGUGGAGGAGUUCAUUUAUGCUAAGACACUAUCAGCCGGUGAUCUCCGUGACGUGGAAGUAUCCGCUCUUGUAGCAGCUAAAUUGAGGGAGUUCCAUAAUCUUGAUAUGCCCGGUCCUAAGAACGUGGUUCUAUGGAAUACAAUGAGACACUGGCUGAAUGAGGCCAAGAGCUUGUGUUCCUUUGAAAUAGCAGAGGAAUUUCGCUUAGAUACUUUGGAGGAGGAAAUACUCCUACUGGAAAAGGAGUUGUCACGGGACGACCAAGAAGUUGCGUUUUGUCACAAUGAUCUGCAAUACGGUAACAUCAUGAUGAACGAGGAGACCAGAUCAAUCACUCUAAUUGAUUAUGAGUAUGCCAGUUACAAUCCUGUUGCCUAUGACCUUGCAAAUCAUUUCUGUGAGAUGGCAGCUAACUAUCAUACAGAAACACCUCAUGUCUUGGACUACAGUGUAUAUCCCGGUCUAGAGGAGCGACGAAGAUUUGUACACAAAUAUCUUUGUUAUGCGGGGAAUCAACCCAGUGACAAUGAAGUAGAGCAGCUUAUGGAUGAUGCAGAGAAACACACUCUUGCUAACCACCUGUUCUGGGGUUUAUGGGGAAUUAUCUCCAGUUAUGUGAACCAUAUUGAUUUUGAUUACAUGGAGUAUGCAAGGCAGAGGUUCCAGCAGUUCUGGUUGAGGAAGCCUGAACUCUUGGGCACCACAAGAUGCUCAUUCGAUUGACUCCAAGGGGUUGGUCGGGUGGAUCGGGAACUCUCUUACGAAGAGUGAUGCUUGGGUUAGAAUCCCAAUGUUGUGGGUUGUAACUUCUUUCCGGCAUGCGAUUUGCAUAAUAUAUAUACGUAAAGAUGUAAUCAACGUUAGUAUUUGUAAUAAAAUUAAUAAAAUUUAGAGCUUCUCCAA